Messenger RNA from Medicago truncatula (barrel medic), 1469 nucleotides. RefSeq names its product amino acid transporter AVT6A. Gene Ontology annotation, biological process: amino acid transmembrane transport. Bases 345 to 1043 code for a protein of 232 amino acids. The transcript has 3 exons. The record is from RefSeq and is a predicted model, not a curated record. Gene Ontology annotation, cellular component: membrane. Lineage: Eukaryota; Viridiplantae; Streptophyta; Magnoliopsida; Fabales; Fabaceae. Gene Ontology annotation, molecular function: L-amino acid transmembrane transporter activity.
GGGAUCUCAAUUAUCAAGAUUAUUAGCGGCGGCAUUGGGAUGCCAAGACUCUUCCCGGUCAUUACUGAUGCAGCUUCAGUUUUCGAUCUAUUCACUGUAGUUCCGGUGCUGAUGACAGCAUACGUAUGUCACUACAAUGGUUAUUUUGGUUAAUUCCUGCUCGUCAAAACACGGAACACUAAGGAAGUGUUUUUAUAUACUUGGUUGUUCAUUCUAUGUUACCAACACGACGAUUGAUAGUACACAUUUUGUGGUUCAGGCUUGGUUGCUUGAUGCGGUUGUAUAAUCCACAAGCUGAUUCCAUGUACUAAUAAACAUCGGCAACUAUUGCAAAAGUUUCAGUUAUGUGGGAGGAUAACAUCAAUGCAGUUAGCUAUAUAGAUCCACUUGUUUGCUUCAUAGAUUUAUUAUCUGGUGAUUACAUUGUGUGCUCUUUGUUUUCAGUUCAAAGCAUAGAGAAUGAACUGGAGGAUUCCUCACGGAUACGUGGGGUUGUGCGUACUUCCCUUACUCUAUGCUCUUCGGUGUACUUACUGACAAGCUUCUUUGGGUUCCUUCUAUUUGGUGAAGGAGUUCUUGAUGAUGUUCUUGCCAAUUUUGAUACUGAUCUUGGAAUUCCCUUCGGUUGUGCGCUCAAUGAUGCUGUUCGUUUGAGCUAUGCUGCGCAUCUUGUGCUUGUAUUUCCUGUAAUUUUCUACGCGUUGAGGCUCAACGUAGAUGGUCUGAUAUUUUCCUCAUCAAGAAGGCCUUUGGUUGUUGAUAACUUAAGAUUUUCAUCAGUUACUAUUGCCUUUGUUCUUAUUAUCUUCCUCGGAGCAAAUUUCAUACCGAACAUUUGGGUUAUUUUCCAGUUCACUGGAGCAACAGGUGCUGUCUGUAUAGCAUUCAUAUUUCCAGCUGCAAUCGCUCUGAGGGAUCGAUACAACAUAGCAACUAAAACAGAUACGAUUCUGGCUAUCCUUAGGAUAGUGCUAGCGGUUUUGUCAAAUGCUGUGGCGAUAUACAGUGAUGCUUAUGCUUUGAUCAACGAGAAGAAAGCAUAAUGUACAUGAUUUCUUGAUUUGAUAGCUUACAGUACAUAUAUUUCCAAACUUUCAGAUUAAAGGAACAUAGCUACCAUGUGUACAAAUAUUCUUCAAAAGUAUGUGAAGGCCUGCAACAUGUUCAACCUUGUUUAUAAUAGAGUAGGGAUAUUUGAACAUCGCAAGUCUGAUGCCGUAUAUGGAUGUGGUAUGUAAACACGCUCAACUCAACUGCCGACAUGACUGAGCGAAAGAAAAUAAAUAAAAAUACCAAAUUGUAUAUUUAUAAUAUACGGUGUCCGACACCAUAUUUGUUGUCAAUAUUUAAUUCUCUUGUAAUAUGAUCUUUAGUGUUGUAAAUGUAGAGGUUCUUAUUGAAUGUGCCUCCAUUUCCCAGACUUCAUAUCCUUUAUAACUGCAAGUGAGGUAUUUGCUGGCACUUGUAUA